Molecule: messenger RNA, 2391 nt
Organism: Uranotaenia lowii
Lineage: Eukaryota; Metazoa; Arthropoda; Insecta; Diptera; Culicidae
Exons: 1
Coding region: 1-2391 (796 amino acids)
Molecular function (GO): nucleic acid binding; RNA-DNA hybrid ribonuclease activity
Source: RefSeq, a predicted model, not a curated record
AUGUUAACCCUGGAAGACUGGAAUAGUAUGCUUCAAAAAAAGAAGCGGUCAGCUCCAGGAAUAGAUAGGAUAUCCUAUGACAUAUUAAGAAGUCUGAAAACCGAAACUAAAAUAACCAUCAUUAGAGAACUCAACAACAUAUACAGGAGAGGAGAAUUGCCAGACCAAUUAAAAAACAUAAAAUUACUGCCCAUUCUCAAACCUGGACGUGACCCAAGCGAUAUCAACUCGUACAGACCGAUCGCUUUACUCCCAACCCUCACAAAAUCAAUAAACCACGGUGUUUUGGAAAUGGUAAAGCGUCAUAUCUCCCAUCACAACCUAUUACCCGAGCUUUCCUUCGGAUUUCAAGCGAAAAAGUCUACUGAGAGCUGUCUAGAAUAUGCUACUAAUAUUUUGAUGGAAGCUAAGAGGAAUAAUAAAAUCAGCAUAGGGGUGUUCUUCGAUUUCAGUAACGCUUUUGAUACUGUUCAAGUCGAUACACUCGUUAAAACAUUACAAGACAUGAAUUUUCCCAAUGACAUCGUACUAUGGAUACACAACUUCCUCGCAGAUAGGAGGGUCAUCAUCCAAACAGAAAAAGGCCAAGUAACAACAAAGGUGAACAACGGAUUACCUCAAGGAGACGUGCUGUCCCCAACUUUGUUCAAUAUUUAUACCGCAGCACUACAUGAGGACACUGAAGGAGAGUUUACCUUACAAUACGCUGAUGAUUUCUUUAAAAUCGUGAGUGGUACAUCUAGACAGUUGGUUAUUGAUAAAGCACAAAACGCCGUUAACAAGUUUCUCGAUAUCAGCACAAGGCUCAACCUUAAAAUUAACAAAAAUAAAACAAAAGUAAUCCUGUUCAACGAUAAAAACGUAGACGUUGGGAUUAAAAUAGAGAACACCGCAGUAGAAACUGUACGCCACUACAAAUAUCUUGGACUACAUUUGGAUAGAGACUUGAAAUUCGGGGUUCAUGCAAGAGUCCUUAAACAGAAAAUAACCGAACGCCAAAAUAUGCUGAAGAUUAUCAGCAGCAUCAAGAAAGGAGCCACUCCAAAGGUGAUGGUCUUGUUUCACAAGGCACUCUACGCUAGUUAUUUCUCGUAUGCAUCAUCAGUAUAUGGGAAACUAUCAAAGACGUACCAAGGAAUGCUAGAAGUUGCAAAUAGGCAAUGCCAAAGAAUUGCAACAGGAUGCAGCAAAACGACACCUAUAAACACUCUAGCGGUCCUAAGUAACGAAAUCCCAUUACAUAUAAAAAGGAAGUACCAUACUCAGAAACGGAUUGCAAAACAUCUGAAACAAGGGGAUGCUAUCAGCGAGCAACUGUUUAAGUUGGACACUGAAAACGUAAAAGAAGAAAAACUCUAUACACUCAUAGAAUGGACCUACUUGGAAAAUAAAGACUCACUCCAUAAAAUAUACACUGAUGUUAAAUCGAAUAUCUCCCAAGAAAUAGACGUUCGAACGCAAGUAGAAGGCAUACCAGUACAAAAACGCAAAAUGACUCCUUCGACGAUGUACCAGAUUGCCAUGGAAAUGAUAAAUACCAAGUAUACCGGCUGGAGACACAUCUAUACAGAUGCUUCAAGAACGGAAACCGCCUGUGGUGUGGGCAUUUUUGCUCCACAAGAAUGCUUAAACAUCCAAAUGAAGCUAGGUGAACACUGCUGCAUUAUGACCGCCGAGAUGAUUGCAAUAUGGUUAGCAGUUAAGGAAAUCGAAACUCUACCGAGACACCCAACAGUUAUACUGACUGAUUCACAAUCAGCAUGCUGGUUUUUAACAUCCUGCAAAGAAAAAGAAAAUUUAGACCAACUAUCUUUUGAAAUCUGUGAAGGCCUGAUCCAAACUGGGACAGUCCUACAAUGGAUUCCAGCCCACGUUGGAAUUAGAGGCAAUGAGAAGGCUGAUACACUGGCCAAGGAAGGACUCGAUUGCGAUGCGGUUCUUAUGAACAAAUUAAUGUGGCAGGACAUUCAACUACAAAUUAAAAAAAGACAACUCGAAGAGGCCAACUCUUGGUACCAACGGAUCGUUAAUGACGAAAACAAAGGACUCAAGUACUAUCAAUUCACGGACCACUUCCCGGAGAAACCAUGGUACUGGAAUAGUAAUUUAGACGGCUUCGAAACGCGAAUGCUUAACAGGAUUCUAGCUGGUCACGAUUUCUCUAACUUCUGGCUAGCUAAAAUGAGAAUAAGAGAUACUGAGAACUGUGAACUAUGCGAUGAAAAAGAUACAACAGAACAUGCACUACUGUACUGUGUAAAAUAUUAUCACAUAAGGAAUUAUUUCGAUUGGGAACAACACCACAAUUUAAAACAACUGAUUGGAAACUACGACGAAAACAAAAUAGAAGAAGUCAUCCGAUUCAUACGAAUGGCUAAACUACAACCGUAA